AUGGCCGAGGCGGUGCUGGUACGGGGACUUGGGCAGCGGGCUGAUGUCUAUUUCGGCAAGCCCGCACACUCCGCUGGCUCUGCAUGCUGGCGCGGCGGUGGGAAACGCCAUGCUGCCGGCAGCACGACCCGCGGCCGCGACGCUCAGGCACCAGGUGACACCGGCGACGAGCACCGUGGCCAAGGCAGCGAAGGCGCACACCUCCCAGAUGAUGACGUCGAUGGCUGCGCGAGACUCCAUGGCGGCGGCGCGCGAGAUCUCGUCGGUGGCCGCGCGCGAGCUCCCGUCGGCGGCCGCGUGUGCGAGGCAGCCAUGCGAGGGUCCGCGACGGCGAGGUGCCAGAUCCCGCCAGUGGCCGCGCGAGGCUUCGUGACGGCGGCGGCUGCGCGAGCUCCCACUGGCCGCGCGAGUGUCACGUCAGAAAAAUCAAUAAAUAAAAAGAUAAUAAAUAGACAUAGAAAUUAUGACGAAGUCUGCAUUGACAGUGUCCCGAGCAUCACUGACUUGCUUAACCACUCCUGUAUGCCGACUACGCCGUCAUCAAACAAGAAGAGACAUUUGGAGAUGGAGGUUGGAAUGACACUAACAGAAAAUGAGAAAAGAGCAUUUUUCAUCAACACAGAUUCAUCAGGAGUAAAGGCUACUGAGGAAGCAACAAACACGGAAUAA
Miscanthus lutarioriparius is the source of this 669-nucleotide messenger RNA. Lineage: Eukaryota; Viridiplantae; Streptophyta; Magnoliopsida; Poales; Poaceae. The record is from the annotation of a GenBank genome assembly.